AUGAUUAAUAUGCAGCAAUUACUGAUGACCGCGGUCCGGUGCAGCCGGUGGCCAGUGGGCGAUGGCGCACUGGUACGGCGUCGUCCGUCCGGCAGUGUCGCCCACGUGUCGUUGCUGCUAGCGCUGCUGACGGUGUUCGGUGCGGUGGACCACAGCCAAGGCUAUCUGGAUGACCGUCAGCCGGUGUAUCUGGAGGCGAAGAUCGGUUCGUACGUGAUACUGGACUGUCCGGUCGAUUUUCCCCAGGACGAACCCAUACCGUACGUGUUGCACUGGAACAAAGACAACAAACCCGUUUUCACGUUGUACGACGGUGUACUAAACGCUUACGAAACCUUCAUUGGACGGGUGACGCUGCUAAACAACGACAUUCUGUACGGCAAAGCCUCACUCAAUCUCACUUCAAUACGCGAAAGUGACAACGGUUGGUACGAGUGCAAAGUGAUCUUCCCGAACCGUGUGCCGAACAAGCGCAACAAUGGCACCUGGUUUCACAUAUCCGUUCUAGGUGGCACAUUACUGCGCAUUCCACCCGUCAAUCAGACCGUGCUGGAAGGUGAUCCGGCAUUUUUCCACUGUGUCGUGCAGAACGCGGAAACGAUGUUCGUCGAAUGGUACAAGGACAACGUGUCGCUGCUCGAGUACUACGAUCUUUCGCACCGUUCCAUGAUGGGACCGGACGGCAGUCUUACGAUCAAUCCAACACAGAUGAGCGAUCUCGGGUUCUUCACCUGCGAGGUGCGCAACACCGCCAACGAUACACAGUCGGCUAGUGCGUACCUGAACGUACAGUAUAAGGCGAAGGUGGUUUACGCACCGAAGGAGGUAUACAUACCGUUUGGGGAGUCAGCAGUGUUGGACUGUCACUUCCGAUCGAAUCCACCAUUGAAGAAUCUACGAUGGGAAAAGGAUGGCUUCCUGUUUGAUCCAUACAACGUACAGGGUGUAUUUUAUAAUCGCAAUGGUAGCCUCCAGUUUGACAAGGUGGACGACUCACAUGCUGGCCGAUACUCCUGCACACCUUACAACGACCUCGGUACCGAUGGUCCUUCCCCGAUCAUUAGCGUGAUCGUACAGAGGCCACCGUUUUUCACCAUCAAACCAAAGCUCGUGUACGUCACCAAGAUGGGUGGAACGGUCGAGAUGCACUGUGACGCCCGCGAUCGUGACGGUUAUCACGUUCCACAUAUAGCGUGGGUUAAGAAAGAUGGAAGCCUUCUCCCGUACGGUCGGUUUUCCGUUAAUGGGGGAAACCUAACAAUCGAGGACAUUGUGGAGUCAGAUCGUGGAAUCUACGGUUGUCAAGCGACGAAUGAGGCCGCUACGGUGACGGCCGAUGCUGAGAUUAUGAUAGAAAAUGUAUCCCCACGGGCACCGUACAAUCUGACCGGUAACAGUACCGACACGUCGAUCACGAUUCGUUGGGCACCGGGAUACAUUCGCCAGUAUCUGGAGUACAUCAUCUGGUAUCGGUUAGCGGAUGCACCCGAAUGGCGAACGCUGAAGGUAAACAACAAACACAUUCUGGAGGCAACGAUCACAAAUCUUCAGCCUGCGCGGGAGUACGAGUUCAUGGUGCUGUGCCAGGACAACUAUGGCGAUGGAAUGUUUAGCAAAGCGUUCCGUUACUUCACAAAACCGACUGAGUUUGAGCAGCCGGAAAAUGGACUGCAAGACGCCCUGCUACAGUUCAGCCAGAUAGGAUCACCAAGGAAUUUUCACGUGCGCAAAGAGCAGGACCACUUCGUUGCCCGCUGGGAACCGCCGGAGCUGGGAUUGGAUCAGCUUCGUUUCUACAUUCUACGUUGGUGGAUUGAGCCACAGCACAAACUGCACGGAAGUGCGGAAACAUCCGAGACGAACUACAUUCUCGAAACCCUGGACGAGGACGAAAUGUACACGUUCCAGGUGUUUGCUCUAUCGACGACCAACUACACGAGUGGCAGCAACGAGUUUGAAAUCUACGUUUAUCCCUACCGGCGCGUCAAGGUGAUGACGGUCAGUGGCGUACUCAUACUGCUGUUCUGUCUCGCGGUCAUCAGCGCGCUGCUCUACAUGAAGCGGAAUCGGAUUCGGAAGCUGCGCGAAGCGGAGAAUGUGAAAAUAUGA
Messenger RNA from Anopheles marshallii, 2109 nucleotides. It is a transcript of the gene bdl, whose product is annotated as protein borderless. Gene Ontology annotation, biological process: dendrite self-avoidance; axon guidance; homophilic cell-cell adhesion. Gene Ontology annotation, molecular function: cell-cell adhesion mediator activity. The transcript has 8 exons. Gene Ontology annotation, cellular component: plasma membrane; axon. NCBI's taxonomy places the organism in Eukaryota, Metazoa, Arthropoda, Insecta, Diptera, Culicidae. The record is from RefSeq and is a predicted model, not a curated record. The coding region runs from base 1 to 2109 and encodes 702 amino acids.